AAAGCUCACACUUUGAGUGCUUGCAACCCUUCUUGCUUUCUCCCGUCCCUUCCCUCUAACCUGCACGUCGUGUUUCAAAGGACGCUCCUGCCCCGCUUGUUCCAAGCACACUCUUAAGACAGCACGACUUUGCCCACAGGAAGUAUAAAGUGGCGCUAAUGAAGGCAUGAGAAGCCUGAUUCCAUGUGCAACAUGUCCUUUCGGGCACAGUCUUUGUGGUGGCCCCUGCAGGUGCUCGGAGACCCCUCUCGGUCAAUUUCCUCAUCCUGUGCCAUACUCCCCAGGGCCCAGUACCUGCGAGACAUCCACGCCCAGCUGCUGAACGACGGACGGACAGGCGAGGUACCAUCAUCACAGAACCGCUUACCGCGCAUAGGUUGGGAUUCUGGGAAACACCCGAAUUUCGUUGCUACUUACACUGACAAACUGAAUGUCAUCCUCAUUUUCAUCCGUUGUUGCCUCAGAUGCCUCAGGCCCCGCUGGAGGGACAGACUCUAUCAUCUAUAAAAAUAAGCCAGAACAUGCUUAUCGACAUACGGCCACGUACCUGCAGGAAGAGAUUCUUCCCAAAAAGAACGAAGAAGGAAGAGCUCCGUAAGACAGACAGCAAGCUCUCGAGGAAACCGAACUGAGCACAACUGCAUGCAAACCCCACCAACAACAGGACUCGAUGGAUGGAGUCGGGCUCUGCCUCUGCAGACGUGGAGCCAUCCACAGGGAGGGACGCCGAAAACGACUUACCAGCCCCUGCGAAUUCCCCAAAUCUCCUCGAGGAGGAGGGAGGCACGCACACCGCCCAGGAGCGAGCCUGUCUCAAAAUGUCGCUCUCGCGGCCCGAGCAGCGACCACGGGGACCUCCGUGGCCGGCGCACAGGGCCGGGGGCGGCCGGGCGGCCAUUGUUACUGCUGGUUCCCCGCUCAGACCCGCACCAGGCCCGAACGCGGAGCUCGGCCCGAGACGCGGACACUGUCGGCCCGCCGGGGCGGCCACCGCCGCGCACCAGGCCUCACUCUCAGCAAAACACAAAGCCCUUCCCCGCUGGCCUGAGAAUGCCGCGGCCCAACGCUCGCCCACUCACCUCCGACCCCGGGUCUCCCAUUUCUCCGACGGCCUAACUGACAGCACCACCGCUCCUGCGGUCCCCGCCGCCGCCGGCGCCGUCGCUGCCGUCCCCGCCGCCGCUGCCGCCGCCGCCACGACUUCCCUUCCCGCCCAGCACCGCUUCGCGCCGCCGUGACCCGCCCCUGCGUGAGCGCCGACGCCGCCGACGCCGCGGGCGGAGAGAGGUGCGAAACCGCUUCUGGGAGAGGAGCGACCGGCUCUGGGCCGCUAUCCCCCGCAGCCUCUGUCUCGCAGUCCCGGCCUGCCUUCCCCGGGCCGCGCGGGAAGCCGGGAGUUGUAGUUCUGGUUGUUCCUGCGACUGUCCGAUUUCAGUGGAAAAGCAAGGAAAAGGACUCCAAGCGGGCCUGGAAUGCGGAGGCUUAGUUGAAUUUUGUGAUAAGGAAAGAAAUAGAAGGUUUCCUUAUGCUACCCACCUGGCUUCAUUAUCUGAGAUAGUAUGUAUGAAUACACCUGAGAAGAAAAGUUGAAGACCAGAGCGCCAGUCACCAGGUUGUCCUGAAGAAAACUGGCGAAGCAAGUGAGAGUCUAGGACCCAAGACCACAGGGGGCCAAGGCCUGACUAUCACUAAGCCCUACACUAGUGGAAAUAAUGUGCUGUUUAAGGAUAGUCUCAGAUACUACUUUACUAAAAUAGCUUACCUUUUUCAGUGUUCACAGCCAAAAAGCACUCUAUAAAAAUAGUUCACUCAUGUU
This is a messenger RNA of Mustela lutreola (European mink), 1816 nucleotides long. Its product is annotated as transcription initiation factor TFIID subunit 4-like. The record is from RefSeq and is a predicted model, not a curated record. The transcript has 2 exons. Lineage: Eukaryota; Metazoa; Chordata; Mammalia; Carnivora; Mustelidae. Bases 675 to 1238 code for a protein of 187 amino acids.